Molecule: messenger RNA, 714 nt
Organism: Pyrenophora tritici-repentis Pt-1C-BFP
Lineage: Eukaryota; Fungi; Ascomycota; Dothideomycetes; Pleosporales; Pleosporaceae
Source: RefSeq, a predicted model, not a curated record
AUGUCCAUGGAAAUGUCUACCCCAACAGCAACAUCAACUCCUACCUCGGCGAUAUCCUACACUUACACAACUUACACAAACUCCUCCCCAACCCCCUUCCGUAAACCAACAAUCAUCCCCUCCAGCUUCCCCUUCGGCGGCGCCCCAGGCUGCUCCUCGCUGCCUUCCCUCCCAACCGACACACCGCUGCCCUCAAACUACCCCGUCGACCGGCCAUCUGCCGCCAAGCCGGGCUGCGUCAUCAGCAAUGACGCUGAUGUAAACGACCACGCAUUCUGGGACCUGUACGAGUGCUGUACCUGGGGUGACAUGGGGGUGCUGGGUAUGCCGCUGCCGUGCACGGCGGUGUGCGUGAUAGAAAGUGGAGAUGAGCAGACGCUGAGGCGUCUGGGAGAGUGUUUGAGUAAGAGGGUGGGCGUGGUUGUUUGUAGUGAUCGGGAAAGGAUGAACGAGACUGAGAGCAGUAGCAGUAGCAGUUCGGUGGGGGAGACGUCGACGUCGAUGGCGGCGAGUGGGACUGCGAGUUUGAGCGCGAGUUUGAGUGGGGGGGCUACCGCGAGUGCAGCGACGGGUGGUGCGGGUAAGGGUGUUGGUGUACAGAGAGGUGAUGUUUCAAGAGCUGGAGUGAUGGUUUUUGGUAUCUUAGCUUUGGCAUCGGCGGUGGGUUCAUGGGGUUAUAAUCUUCAUCUAUUUAUCCUCGAGAUGAAUGCAUGA